UGCGAAUUGUUCCACAUAUGUAAUAUUUACAAAUAAACAUUUUAAGUUCCCACUGCUUCAUUUUAUUGUCAUCGUUGCUCUCUGUAUAGCGCAACAAAUAUUUUAAGAGAAGUCCGUAAUUAGCAUUUAUCAAAAUGUCAAAAGAGUUCGAAAACGUGAUAAGAUUAUACAAGAACUUCUCGAAAGUUCCGUCGAUCGUGGGCGCGCACUUGAGCAGGGACACUUCGAGGGUCACCGUCAAAUGGACGGUCCGGAGCACGGACAGAGGCAAGAACACUAGAUUCGUCUCAAGCUAUAUAUUGAAUGACAGCUUAAAGGUCAUAGCCGAUUGCGGCUUUGGCACGGAUAUCAGUAAUGAGCUCCUCUCGGCCGUUUCCCCCAAUGAGACCUACCGAGCGGUCAUCAGGGAGGAGAGGAAUCAGAAGGACCUGAAGAAGCAGUACCUCGAAGUGUGGAGCAAGAACCAUCUUGCGCACUGUAUCGACCUCAAUGCGCUGGAUUUGCACGGGGAUGUUUACGCUGAUUCCGAAUUUGGCUGCCUGAACUGGUCGCAGGAUGAAAGCGCUAUCGUUUACGUCGCGGAAAAGAAACUGGCCAAAGCAGAGCCUUACAUCGUGAGGAAGCCCGCCGAAACACCAAAGUCCGACAGUAAAGAGACGCCGAGAAAGGGCGAGGAGUACAUAUACCGGCAGGACUGGGGCGAGCAGCUGGUCGGGAAGCACGCCUCAGUCAUCGUCGUCUGUAAGAUCGAGAGCGAGAGCUUCACCGUAUUGGACGGCCUCCCCGAAGACUGGUGUCCGGGACAAGUACGUUUCACGUUGGACGGCAAAAGCGUUAUCGGGAUAGCGUGGAGCACGGAGCCGCGCCGACUGGGCCUCAUCUUCUGCACGAACAGACCCGGACACGUGUUUACUUUAUCCUUGGAAGACGAUAAAGCGUUGAGCAGACUGUCGCCGGAGGGCAUGUCGGUGCGGGCGGCGCGGCUGUCCCCCCGCGGUGCGCCCGUGUGGCUGCAGCGGGUCGCCCGCGGGCCGCACCACGCCGGACACCAACUGGUCACUGGUAACAUCGCGGAGGCGCCGCUGACCGUCAUAGUGGACCUGGUGCAGACGGUGACCAGGACGGACGACGGUCGGGACUUCCACGGCAUCUACUCGCAGAGUCUGCCCGCGCGGUGCUUCAGCAAGGACGGGAAGAGAAUCGUGUUUUCAACGCCCCAAAAGAACGAAAUUAGGAGUUAUGUUGUUGAUAUCGAGAGCGGCGGGAUGGUGGACGUUUCAAUCCGUCGAGCGGCGGGGUCGACGAGCGUGCUGGACGUGCACGAUGACGUCAUACUGGCCGCGCACUCCAGCCUCACCAGCCCCAGCCAGCUGUACGUAGCCAGACUGCCGGCGCGGGGCUCGGAGGCGGAGGUAGAGUGGAUGCCGGUGACGUCACAGCCGGAGGUCCCCGCCGGCCUGGCCCGCUCCGAGGUCACCUACCUGCAGCUCGAGCACGCGGACUGCGCGGACCCUGUCAAGUCGUUCUCGGCGAUAUACCUCUCCCCGAGCGUGCAGGGCGGCUCCAAGCUGCCCCUGCUGGUGUGGCCCCACGGCGGACCUCACUCCAACUUUACAAACAGCUACUCGUUUGAAGCGGCCUUCUUCAAUGACCUGGGUUUCGCCAUACUGCACGUCAAUUAUCGAGGGUCCACUGGGGCAGGGGAGGCGUCUGUGGCGUUCCUGCCGAAGCGCGUGGGCGACGCAGACGUGAAAGACUGUAAGCUGGCCACGGAGACGGCCGUGGCCAGGUUCGGUCUGGACGAGAGUAAAUUGUGUCUGAUGGGCGGCUCCCACGGGGGCUUCCUGGUGGCGCACCUCAGCGGGCAGUACCCGGAUCUGUUCAAGGUGGUCGUCAGCCGCAACCCGGUCAUAGACGUCGCCAGCAUGUUCAACUCCACGGACAUCGCUGAUUGGUGUGCGGUGGAAGCCGGUUUCCCGUUCACGGAGGAGGGUCCACCUUCCGAGGAGCAGCUGCUGGCGAUGCGCCGGUGCUCGCCUCUGGUCCACGCUCACAAGGUGAAGGCCCCGACGGCCCUCAUGCUGGGCUCUGCGGACAAGCGCGUCCCCCACUACCAGGGGCUGGAGUACGCGAGGAGGCUCAAGGCCAAUGGUGUUGCGACCAGAGUCUACCUGUACGACGACAAUCAUUCGUUAUCGUCGCCGCUUGUUGAGAUGGACAAUCUUAUCAACGCCGCCCUUUGGUUCUUGAAGCAUUUAGAUCAGUAACAUUAGGUAUAACUAGUGACUUGUAGCGUCAUCGAUCGAUUUUAAUGAUUUUAUAUAUGAAAACAUCGACGCUUGAAAGGCAAACGUGACUAAGCGACAACGCGUGAACUUUACAGUAGACUAAUUUAA
Bombyx mandarina (wild silkworm) is the source of this 2396-nucleotide messenger RNA. Its product is annotated as acylamino-acid-releasing enzyme. The record is from RefSeq and is a predicted model, not a curated record. Gene Ontology annotation, biological process: proteolysis. Gene Ontology annotation, molecular function: serine-type endopeptidase activity. NCBI's taxonomy places the organism in Eukaryota, Metazoa, Arthropoda, Insecta, Lepidoptera, Bombycidae.